UUUUUUUUUUUUUAAUAAUAUUUAUAGCGUGUUGAUUCAUUACUUGCUCAACCAAUUCUUCAAGCAAAACAAACUGAUUUACAAGCACCAAAAUUAUUCGAAGAUGAUUAUAUUAAAACACUUGGUAAUAGUCUUAGUUUAAAACUUUAUUCUCAGGGUGAUCCAAUAACAUUAGCUACUGCUUCGACUCUUCGUCUUUUGGCUAAUAAUACAACUAUUCAUUCAUUUAGUCAAACUUGGCUUUCAGCAAAAUUUUCAUUUCGUGAUUAUACAAAUCCACUUAGCUAUGGUCUUAUUGCUGAUCGAACGGGUGCUCGGGGUCUUAUUUUAUGUGUUCAAGCAUUUGUUCUUCGUCAUUUACUUCUUAAAAAUGCCUUAUCAGUCGAUCAAAAUCAAUCUAUUACAAUUAACGUUGAAUCACGUACUGAAGCACUUGUUGAUUCUCUUACUGAAAUAUUAUGGCAAGCAGGUGAAUAUCGAGGAGCAACAGUUUGUAUUCCUUAUGCUGGUGAUGCAUGUUUUACAAAUCAUGGUGAACAUUAUGUAUCUGAUGGAAUAACUGAACGAUUACAUAUGUUUGAAUUUGUUGAUUUGGGAAAACUUCGUUCAUUUAUUAUCAAAUGUUUGCCAUAUUUUAUGAAAGAACAUGGUGUUAUUAUAUUUCUCUAUAGUCUUAUGUUAUCACGUACAUUAAAAAAAUUAAUUGAUGAUCUUGAUCAUGUACGUUUAGUCGGUGAACGAGAUGAAUCAACAAUUGAAAUGAUUACAUUAGCAUUAACUGGACGUGCUUUACAUUAUUUACAUAAUGGUAUUAUUGAUGUUGAUUCGAAUGGAAAUUUAAUGGAAAAACCUCAAUAUGGUGUCAAAAAUCGUUCUCCUGUUGGAUUUCUUUAUUGUUCUAAAUAUGAUGAAGAUUCGUUUUGGCAUAAACAAGAAAUUGGUUCAAUGUUACGUACACCAAAAGUACCGGUAUGGCUUAUUUGUUUAAAUCGUCGUUAUGGUAUAAUAUUUUCAACAAAUGUUAAUCUAUUAAAUAAUUGGAUUUAUGAAAAUUAUUUUCAAUUACAUAUUUAUAGUGGCUUAAAAAAACAAGAAAAUUCUUGUAUAGUUUCAAUUGAUACUCGACAACAAUAUCCAGCAUCGAUUUAUGGAGAUCUUUUUGAAGAAAAUGAUCAUCGUAUACCAGAUAUUAUUCAAUUAUUACAAACACGAUGGCCAGGUUGUAUAAUUGAAAAUAUUGAAGAUAUUUUACAUGAAUUAAUGAUAAUUUUUUAA
Molecule: messenger RNA, 1275 nt
Organism: Rotaria sordida
Lineage: Eukaryota; Metazoa; Rotifera; Eurotatoria; Philodinida; Philodinidae
Source: the annotation of a GenBank genome assembly